Molecule: messenger RNA, 1557 nt
Organism: Rubroshorea leprosula
Lineage: Eukaryota; Viridiplantae; Streptophyta; Magnoliopsida; Malvales; Dipterocarpaceae
Source: the annotation of a GenBank genome assembly
GAAUAAUGUGUAUGAGUGAGAUCAGCUUUCUUACAAACGACUCUCUCAGUGGAAAUAUACCAGAGUCAGUCUUGAAGACAGAAACUGCAGUGUAUGUAUCUUUUGGCCAUGUUCUUAUUCUUGUAACUUCUAUAGAUUUGUGGAUAUAUCAUGUGCAUGUAUCCUCAUCAUGUCCGUAGGCAUGUUAGAAGAUGGUUCUGUUCCGUUCUUCUGUGCAGGGAUUUAUCCUACAGUUUCACAUGGCAAAGUCCUGUACAACCUGUUGGGUUUUUUGGCAAGGGUAGAGAGAGGACUUGGAUGAGAAGGAGAGACACCCGGAGUUCCCUCUUUAAUUGAGUUGAAACUCAAUUUUCUUCCAUUGUUGUUCUGCUAUUUAUAGCAGAAACAAUACAACAUAAAAUAGUGUCUUUCCCACCUAAUAUUUACCUAAUCCUAGAAGAUCUAUCAAACAUUUAAAGCAAGAUUACAUUCAAAAGAUUUGCUGUCAUUUUAUAGCAACCCAUAUGCAGCACUCUUGUCCAUGUUGCUGAUGUUUGCUAUCAAGUUGCAGCCCUCAUUUGCAUUUCCAUCUCAUCUCAUUUGUAUUUCAUUUGUCAUUUGCAUUUGCUGCCACAGUGUUGCAGCUUUGACACCACAACUCCAACAAACCUCCUCGUAGGUGGGAAUUUUUUUUUUUUUUUCUACUUUCUCUUGAAUUAAUUAGGAAUUUGUUGUGUGUUUACCCCUAUUGCAGCAUUGUUGAUGGUAGUUGACUUUUCUUUUUAAGCAGGAAUGCAAAUGUAAAUUUGUAUCAAAGUUCUUCGAAACAAAACCUGGGCGGUCGAGUUUUGGAGCUUUUAUUUUGCUUGUUUGAUGUAGGAAGCUUGCAUAACGCUUAGUUGAUAGCUCCAGAUAAUGCAUUGUGGGGUUACUUGACAUACAAGGCAGAUGUGUACACUUUUGGAAUUAGCAGGAGAACCAAAUGACAUUGGGGCCUGCGAAAAGUAUGCUUGCCUUUUGGAUUGGGCUUGCCAAUUACUAGAAAAUGGAAACCUAUUGGAGCUGGUGGAUGACAAGCUAGGAACAGAAUUUAACAAGGCAGAAGCAGAACGGAUGAUCAGAGUAGCCCUGUUAUGCACAAAUGCUUUGCCUGCGUUAAGACCAAUAAUGUCUGAAACUGUAGGCAUGGUGGAAUGAACAAGCAACAUCCUGAUCCAGACCUGGAUGCGAGUUGUUACAGUAUGAUCUGAGGUUUAAACUGAUAUGAGACCACCAUUUAUCCAUGUCCAGGAGCCAGAGUAUUGGAGGAAGUUCUGCACUGCAGUGUUCAGCGUCCCAACUCCGAAGGGUCCAGGAAUCACAAUCAGUCUUCCUCUGCCUCUGUUUAACAUCCCAUUGUCAUUAGUGACUUGUAACAAAUUAGGUCAAAUGAGGUCUCUUUUAUCACAUUUAUUUUUUGUUUACCCUUCGCAACAUUUGCAUUAGACUACUAUAUUUUACCACUUGUAUUGAAUUCAUUGAGACGAUUUUCUAUCUUAUAGUUUAAAUUAUGUUAAAUUAUAAAAUACAAAUCAUUGA